Messenger RNA from Moneuplotes crassus, 1415 nucleotides. Lineage: Eukaryota; Ciliophora; Spirotrichea; Euplotida; Euplotidae. The record is from the annotation of a GenBank genome assembly.
CCUUCAAAUGACCAAAUCAAAAUCUCUUGUAAAAAUGAGCAAAGUUAGAAGGAUGCCUCUCCAACAAGACUAUUAUGAGAUGAGUUCUUCUAAAAGUUCUGUGAUAGACACUUACACAGGGAAAGUAAAAGACCAUAUAACGAAAUACAACCUUAACGAUUUAUUCGAGAAUCCUCCUGUGUUUGAUACCCCAAUAAUGAACUUCAAGGAGGAUUCUAUUCAGAAUUUCUGGAGUUUCCUGGCUAACAAAGUGUUUUCUACUGGAGGAAGUUUAGUAAAAUUAAGAAGGAAAUAACUUAGAAAAUUUUGACAGCCUCAAGAGAAACAAGCGUGGGGCUCACACCGCAGCAAGGAGAUCCAGAUGUUUCAAAAGACCUCAGUUAGUUAAAAGAAGAUCAACCAUUAGAAUAAAGCAGAAGUUCAAUGCUCUCAAAAGUAACAAUGAAAGCUCCUUCAGUAAACAGUCCAAAUGAGGAACCUAAGAAGCAGUCAAAGUCAGCAGAGAAACCUCGGAAAAGACAGAGAUACAACAGCACAGAGAUCCUCACUGCUAUGCUGUCAAAACGAGCAGACCCACCUGAUAGUCCAAGGAAAACGAUCAAAUUACAAGCAAGUCCAUCUCCUUCCUUGAGAAAGCUAAAUUUGGCUGAGAUCAAAGAAGACAUUACUCCAAAUUUUGUUGAGAGUUCGGUCAAUCUAGACCAAUCAGAAGAUUUUCAAGAGAGCUUGCUUAAAAGGAUCGAUUCAGGCAUUUCGUCAAAAAGUCAAAGUCUUGAGUCUCAAGAUCGAAACAAAAGAAACAGAAUGAAGACAUUCAAAGAUCUCAAACUCAAGCAUAAACUGAAUUUUAGGAAUAAAUAAGAUUACUUUCACAAAGAGAAACCUGAACAAAUCACUAAACCUACAAGGAACCCUUAAGAGCAAACCAAGAUCUUCGUUCACAAAGUGUUUCAGAAAAAUCUUCAAAGUUCUACAAAAUGGACAAAGUAUACGUAAAAACCUUCGAAAUUAUUCAACAAUGAGAAAUAGCAGAGUACCGUCAUCAAAUAAGUUGAAAAUAAUGAAAGAAAAAUAACAUGAAAAUGUCAUCAAAUCUCAUGAGAUCAUUCCAGACAGAGUUGAAUAAGAUACAGACUGGCAUGAACAGGAGCUAUUUCUUGAGACAUAAUACUAUACUAACUGGAAACACAACAAGGAUUCAGGCUGAUAAAAGUUUUAACCAAAAAGCAAGGUCAAAGUCAAGGCUUAUUUUCACAUCAUCUCUUCAAAGAAACCCCCAUAAAAAGCCAAAAAGCAUUGAAAACUCUUUCAGUCUAGGCACAACUAGGCUAAAUUUCCAUCCUUCAGCAGUUAUAGCAGUUGGAACUCCCUUCAAACCCUUUGCCAAAAGCACCAAAAGAAGGCAGCAUGAUUAA